Elgaria multicarinata webbii is the source of this 2827-nucleotide messenger RNA. It is a transcript of the gene STX5, whose product is annotated as syntaxin 5. Gene Ontology annotation, cellular component: Golgi membrane; endomembrane system; SNARE complex. The record is from RefSeq and is a predicted model, not a curated record. Gene Ontology annotation, molecular function: SNAP receptor activity; SNARE binding. NCBI's taxonomy places the organism in Eukaryota, Metazoa, Chordata, Lepidosauria, Squamata, Anguidae. Gene Ontology annotation, biological process: intracellular protein transport; vesicle fusion; endoplasmic reticulum to Golgi vesicle-mediated transport. The transcript has 11 exons. The coding region runs from base 125 to 1168 and encodes 347 amino acids.
GUCCGCCCUCCUUUCGGCUUGUUUGGCCGUUCGAUCCGGGGGGCCGGUGUUCGGAACUGAGGAGUCCAGCGGCGCCUAGAGCCGGGUUUCGGGUCCGCGAGGCCGCACCAGGUUAUGAGCCUCCAUGAAUACGAGGAAACGCCACGGCUCUAGAAACACGGAGCAGGGUGUUUAUCUGGGGCCUUCCCAGACACAAGUUCUGCCCCCGCUCGGUGCUGCCCCCGCCGUCACAAACCAGGUCGCGCCUCCUCCGCCCAGGUGGGACACCAUGUCGUGUCAAGAUCGCACCCAGGAGUUCCUCUCUGCCUGCAAGUCCUUGCAAAGCAGACAGAAUGGCCUUCAGCUGAACAAGCCAUCGCUGAAUGCCGUGCGGCAAAGAAGUGAAUUCACGGUCAUGGCCAAGCGGAUUGGGAAGGAUCUCAGCAACACGUUUGCCAAGCUAGAGAAGCUAACCAUCUUGGCCAAGCGGAAAUCUCUGUUUGACGACAAGGCGGUGGAGAUCGAGGAGUUGACCUACAUUAUCAAGCAGGAUAUCAACAGCCUGAACAAACAGAUUGCCCAGCUGCAGGAGUUUGUCAAGGCCAAAGGCAGCCAGAGUGGGAGGCACGUGCAGACUCACUCGAACACCGUGGUGGUGUCACUGCAGUCCAAGCUAGCAUCCAUGUCCAACGACUUCAAGUCGGUUCUGGAAGUACGGACAGAGAAUCUGAAGCAGCAGAAGAGCCGGCGAGAACAAUUCUCCCGUCCCCCCGUGUCCGCCAUGCCUCUCUCUGCCAGCAACCUAGGCGGCUCAGCUAUGCUUCAGGACGAACCCCGGCACUCGGGAGAUGUGGCUAUCGACAUGGACAACCGGACCAGCCAGCAGUUGCAACUCAUCAAUGAACAGGAUACAUAUAUCCAGAGCCGGGCAGACACCAUGCAGAACAUUGAAUCGACUAUUGUGGAACUGGGCUCCAUAUUCCAACAGCUGGCACACAUGGUCAAAGAGCAGGAGGAGACCAUCCAGAGAAUCGACACCAACGUGGAAGACGCCCAGCUGAACGUCGAAGGCGCGCACACGGAGAUCCUGAAAUACUUCCAGUCUGUCACUUCCAACCGGUGGCUGAUGGUGAAGAUCUUCCUCAUCCUCAUUGUGUUCUUCAUCAUCUUUGUGGUGUUCCUGGCCUGAGGGUGGAGGCGCCUCCAGGCGCCCGCCCCCUUCUCUCCCCCCUCUCCUUCCUCGGAGCCGCGUCGGACGCUGGACCGUUUUGCUCUUUCCGCAGCCGGUGCUGGCGAGGGCCGCCCGCCUUGUGCCUGGCGCCAAAGGGGACCCGUCCUCGCUCGUUGUGACUUUGUGCGGCGGCUCUUGGCCUGGAGCGGGGGCCGGGCCCCACCCUGACAACAGUGCAAUAGCAUUUGGACUACGCUGUGAAGGGCUUUGCCCCACCCCACCCCUUCCCAAAUGGGACAUGAUCCGGGGGGUGUAGCGGGACCAGGAUUUUGCAUCUCUUUCCCUAUUCUAUAUAUUUGCCCUAAUCCUGGGACUCAAAAGUGCUAACAGAACCUCUACACUCUCUCUCUCUCUCUUUUAAAUUAAUACUAUACUAAUGUAGGGUUUCGCCUUCCAGCACUCAUCAUCCAGCAGGCCUCCCCCUUGCUACAACAUGUCAGGGAAAGAGCUGCGUUUCUCAAGUCCCAAGGCCGCCCUGGCCUGUGCCUUUUGCCACUUCCAGAGGGCUGUCUAGGAUUCUCUCUCCACCUCCCCCCAAGUAUAGCCUAUUUAACUCUCCUUUCCUUGCGGCUCCGGUGGUGGGGAGCUCCCCUGUUCAAGGAAAGUCAGCCCUUGCAACCCUGAAGUAGCUCUUUGAGUCAAUCUGGCUCUCUGUCUGCAGCGGCAGAAAGGUGGCUUCUCCGCCACCCCUUUUUUUGUAUUUCUCUCCCUCUCAAAGGAAGCUUCUGGUGGUGAGCGACGUAUUCAGACUGAGUCUUGUCUCCUCUAGCCCCGAAUCCCGGCUUGGCUACGCUGCACUCGCCAUCCUCCCUGGUGCUUAGGGCGGGGAAAGGCGCUUCUGUCAGGCCUUCUGACAGCUGCUGGGCUCUGCCGAAUGCACUCCGUCUCUUCCUGUCAACAGGACUCGCCCUCUAGUGCAGGCGUGGCAACCCUCCAGUUGUGCUGGCCUACAACUCGCCUGAUCUCUUACCGUGGGCUGUUCCAGCUCAGGCUGAUGGGAGUUGUAGGCCAGAACAUGUGGAAGGCCCUGAGUUGCCUGCCCCCCAGUGCCUCCUCUUGCUCUCAAGCAGAGCAGGCUCGUAACGGUCUCCUCCCCGCUGCACCGCCCUCAAAGUGGAAAAAAGUGUCCCUGCUACCCCCCCUGCUAAUCUUUACACUCAUUGAUAUCGAUCAAACUGUUCAGCUCUCAUCUUCUCCAAGCUGCCCCCUUUCUUUUUCUUCAUAGCCUAUGCUGAGGCCGUUUCAACCCCCUCUGGCCCUGGUUAUGGUGGCUGAGCUGUGACAUCCCUUCCCACCUAUGGUCACUCCACAAUGACUACCACCACCACCUCUCCCUCCUUUUCUGGGUGGUGGGGUUCUACUCUCUCAGUUGCAAUGGCCUUAACAUUCCACUGUCGGUGUGCCCCUUCCCCUCCGCGAGCGUGUGCCCUUUCCCAUGAGGUGGCAAGGGGGUGGGGUGGCGAGGCUGGGGGGGGACAUCUGCUGCCCAUCAUCCAGCAGACAUGAAUGGUGAGUGGAGUGGCGGGGUUACCUAAUCUCCGAUCUGGACAAGAGCAGCACUGGCUUUCGCCUGUGCUUUGGAGACUAUUAAAGAAACAAAAAGCUUUGCUUAAAUAA